This is a messenger RNA of Closterium sp. Naga37s-1, 243 nucleotides long. The record is from the annotation of a GenBank genome assembly. Lineage: Eukaryota; Viridiplantae; Streptophyta; Zygnematophyceae; Desmidiales; Closteriaceae.
CCAAAUGUCUGGGUGGCUGCCCUGAUAAUGCCCAGUGCAAGAUGGUGCAAGGAAGGGCGCAGUGCCAGUGCAAUCAGGGGUUCAAAAUGGACACGAGCAAGAACAUGUGCACACGUUAUAAUGUGGCAGGCAUAUGUACGUCUGGCUGCCCCGAUAAUGCCCAGUGCAAGAUGGUGCAAGGAACGCCGCAGUGCCAGUGCAAGCAGGGGUUCAAAAUGGACAAGAGCAAGAACAAGUGCACAC